Messenger RNA from Bacillus rossius redtenbacheri, 2301 nucleotides. RefSeq lists its product as uncharacterized. The record is from RefSeq and is a predicted model, not a curated record. Lineage: Eukaryota; Metazoa; Arthropoda; Insecta; Phasmatodea; Bacillidae. The transcript is spliced from 3 exons. Gene Ontology annotation, molecular function: nucleic acid binding. The coding region runs from base 1 to 2301 and encodes 766 amino acids. Gene Ontology annotation, biological process: DNA integration.
AUGCGUGCAUCCAUCAUGCUGGCAUCCAAGAAGGAUGGCACGAGCCGCUUUUGCGUGGACUUCCGGCCGCUGAACGCUGUGACGGUCAGCACCCCUCCCCCUCAAAUUAGCGUCGAGGCUGCCGUAGCCAGCCUAGGUAGGGCACGCGUGUUCAGCACCCUGGACCUGAAGUCCGGCUACUGGCAGGUGCCCAUAAGAUGCGGGGACCGGAAGAAGACGGCCUUCACGGUACCGGACGGGCGGAGGAUUCAAUUCCGGGCUAUGCCCUUUGGAUUGAAGUGUGCCCCCGCCACCUUCCAGUCAAUGAUGACCAGAGUCCUGGAGGGAUACAUUGGGAGAUUCACCCUGGCAUACUUAGACGAUGUCAUCGUCUAUUCGGAGAGUUGGGAGGACCACUGCCGGCACCUGGCGCUGGUAAUGGAAAGGUUGGCCACCAAUCACCUAACUGCCAACCCUGCCAAGUGUCACCUCGGGACGACCGAGGUCGAAUUCUUGGGCCACGUGGUGAAUGCCGAGGGCAACUGGCCCCAGAUCGGCCACUUACGACAGAUUGCCAUGGCGGAAGUUCCUCGCACCCGGAAGCAACUUCAACGCUUCGUCGGGCUCAUCAAUUGGCUGCGGAGUUAUAUCCCUAACUUCUCACAGACCAUCGUGCCCCUAACCGAUCUGCUGUCACCGCAAAUCCACUACCGCUGGGGCGAACCCGCCCAAGCAGCCUUCAACGCUAUUCAGGAAGCCUUCACACAGUGCCACACACUGGCCCGCAUCGACCCGGACCGACCGCUCGUCUUGCAGACGGACACGAGCGCUCUGGGUACCGGAGCAGUGUUAUACCAGGUGGACGGCGCGGGCGACCGGCAGGUGGUCAAUUACGCCAGCGCGAAGUUCGGGCACGCCGAGAGGCGGUACCACAAGAACCAGCUCCCCGACCUACUCUCCCGUGAUCCAGACGGCGGCCAGGAGGUGUUGGACGACGACGAAUGGGAUGACAUCCUUCCUCCCGCCUGCGCCAGCUCGACUGGCACCGCCGGACACGUGUGCGCUCACAUCACGGUCAACGGAGAAGGGGCCGAAGCACCCCCGAAUACCGAGGCCGACGUGGAGCGCCAUGUGCUCACUACGCAGCACCGGUCCCCAGACGCGGACAGACGACGAGAGCGUGCCAGCGAUGACGGUCACCCAACCUGGCGGAUCCAGGACGGCAGAGUCAUGAACCGACCACCCGGAGUAACUGGGGCCUGGAGGACGUAUGUCCCCCCAGAGGCCCGUGAGACAGUGCUCGUGUUCUACCACAAUCAUGACCUCGCAGGACACCCGGGUACCGAUCAAACCAGCCGAGCAGUAGGACAGUACUACCACUGGCCCAGGAUGAGCCGGGACGUCCGCAACUAUGUCAGGGAGUGCGAGACCUGCCAGCGACGCAAGGCCCACAGGGGGGACGGCGUGCAACAACAGCAGCCCUGGCUGCCGACGACCCCGUUCCAGACAAUCGCCUUAGAUGUGAUGGGGCCCUACCCAUGUUCACCGCGGGGUAAACGGUUCCUCGUGGUAGCCACGGACAUGUUCACCCGCUGGACCGAGGCCUACCCCUGUGGCAAUGUGAGGGCCACCACUAUCAUUGAAGUCAUGACCCGCGAAUUCAUGGCCAGGUUCGGCUACCCAGAGUCCAUUUUGACUGACUACGGCAGCCAGUUUCUGGGGGCCCGAUGGAAGGACUGGUGCCAGGAGGCCCACAUGGAACACCACACCACACCUGCUUACCACCCACAGUCAAACCCCACCGAGCGCCGCAACCAGGAGUUGAAGGUCCAACUGCGCCUGCGGCUGGGCGAUGACCAUACUCAGUGGGAUCUCCACGUCGCCGAUGCCCUAUUCUGUGUCCGCCGAAGAGUAAAUGCGGCCAGCGGGAGGACCCCGGCCGAGAUGGUUCAGGGCCGCAACCUUCCGCUGCCGGGGGAGCUGGCUGUCCAUGGAGUGCCGCACCAGGCAGAAUGCAGAGGAGAUAGCGACCAGCGAUGCUCGGACGACCACGAGGCGGUGCGCACGCGACAGGCUCACUACACCCAAGUCAUCACCCCCCGGACGACGAGGCCCCCAGCCUCCUUCCAGCCGGUGACCAAGUGUAUGCACGAGUUCACCCCCUGUCGGCGGCCCCGCGUAACUAUUGCGCCGUACUCGCGCCACUCGCCCGGGGACCCCCCGCCCGACGAACCCGAACACAACGACAUCGCGGGCAGCCCAGCCACUGAGCCCGACGUACUCAGUCCCGAGGUAACCCCCGGAGCCGCGGCGUCCAAUUAA